GUGAGCAGAAUCUGUUUUUAUUUCAAUGGAAUAGUCGCGCCCUCUCAUAAAUAUUCAAUGCAUUGCAUUAAAUAAAAUAUUUGGAAUAGGCUUAAAUAUAGUAAAAUAUAUAAAGUAAAGUGUAAAGAUUUUAAGUUUCAUGUUCAUAUUAUCUUUUUGAAUCACAAAAGAAAUUUUGAAAACGAUUUCAUAAAAGGUUACAUAUAUAAAAGAUAAACAUAUAUCUUAUCGUAUCAUCGCAGGCAGCUAGCGGGCACCAGGAAUAUGCGCAAACUUACCGAUUUGUUGUAUGGACGUGGCGUUACAAAGUUCGAGACCAAUGAAUCGUUCCAGCUUUUAAUUCAAUGUUGGUCACUGAUUGGAGUUAAGUCGUUAAAACCGUAUCGAUUCGGUCGUUUACUGCAUAUGUGCUUUUGUUGGUUUUUAUUACUCCUCUGUCCGUUAACUUUCUUCAUGGGUUACGUGCAUACUUUGACAACCGAGCCUAUAACAAUCCAACUUAGCCUUUUGCAAACAGCAGCCAAUGUCAUAGGCGUGCCACUCAAGACCAUUUCCGUUGCAAUAUUGAGGACGCAUUUGCGAAAAGUGGAACCGAUCUUUGAUAAUUUGGACGAACGCUACCAGAGCGUCGCGGGUCGUGAGCAGAUAAAAGAUUGUGUUAUGACCAGCUCACGUAUAUUCGCCAGCGUAGGGUUUAUGUUUCAUUUUUAUGGCAGCACCACAUAUCUCCAAGCGCUACUCACAAAUAGUUAUCCUCUGAGCACAUGGUUGCCUUUCAUUGAUUCUAUCUCUCAGCCAACCAUAAGAUAUUGGACGCAUUACAUCUUCGAGGUUUUUCACAUAGUUUUCAUACUCACCGUGCAAACUGCAAUGGAUUUGUUCCCGGCAGUUUAUAUUCGAACUUUACGCACACAUUUCAAUCUAUUGACGGAACGCGUUAGUCAUUUGGGUGAGAAUCCAGAGUUUACUGAUGAAGACAACUUUGACGAAUUGGUGGAUUGCAUUGUUACACAUCAGGAAUUGUUGGAGGCGAAAAAUAUUGUUUCAUCCGUCUGCUCGAUAACACUAUUUGUUCAAUUCGUUAUUGCUGCUAUAGCUCUCUGCAUUACGUUGCUAAACUUUUUCGUAUUUGCCGAUACGGUUCAACGGGUGGUCACUUUACUAUAUUAUUUUGGCGUUAUAAUGCAGAUCACGCCCACAUGCUAUCAAGCAUCGAUGAUGGAAGUUGACAGUGCCAAGUUGCCUGACGCCAUUUUCCAUUGCAAUUGGUUGGCCAUGAACAAGCGUUCCCGCAAGCUUAUCAUCUACUUCAUACAUCGAGCUCAGGAGGACAUUACCUUUGUUGCACUCAAACUCUUCAACAUCAAUUUGACAACUAACCUUUCGAUUAUCAAAUUUGGUUUUUCAUUGUACACAUUUAUGAACAGCAUGGACUUUGGGCAGAAUUUGAAGGAGUUAUUGGAAUAAAUAGGCGACUUUCGAAGUUUACUUGUAACCCAGAUUACAUUGCUGGUGUCAGGCAUUGGCUAUUAAUAUUACAUGCGAUAUUGCAGAUGUGGAUAUUUUUGUAAAAUAUCACCUUAGUCUAUAUUUGAAUAAUUCUUUAGGUACGCUUCAAAACAUUUUUAUAUUUUAAGGUUACAUAUCUCAUUUUAUGUAUUCUAAUUAUGGGUCGCUCUUGAGAUCCUAUUAUAUUAAGCGUUAAAUAUGUCUGCUAUUUAAUAAGAAUGGACCUCAUAUAUUUAUUUCCGAUAUUUCAAGUUCCUGUGAAAUUAUAUAAAAAUUAUAUAUUAACUUUCUUUCUAUUUAGUGAUUUAUUUCUUUCUAUUGAUAAUUUAAUUUCGUAAUUUUGUUUUGUUUUUUGCUUCUGUUUCAUUGUUUUCUAUACUGUGUAUUGGAAUAGUUGUUCUUGAUA
Bactrocera dorsalis (oriental fruit fly) is the source of this 1915-nucleotide messenger RNA. Its product is annotated as odorant receptor 43b-like. The transcript has 3 exons. Gene Ontology annotation, molecular function: olfactory receptor activity; odorant binding. The coding region runs from base 265 to 1467 and encodes 400 amino acids. Lineage: Eukaryota; Metazoa; Arthropoda; Insecta; Diptera; Tephritidae. Gene Ontology annotation, cellular component: plasma membrane. The record is from RefSeq and is a predicted model, not a curated record. Gene Ontology annotation, biological process: sensory perception of smell; detection of chemical stimulus involved in sensory perception of smell.